AUGCCCGCUUUCAAGGGACGGUCCCGUGGUCUUUCCAACGUCACUGAAUCUGAUACAUCCGCGGCGAAUGGGCGUACUCGCAAAAGCAUGCCGAAUAUCUUUGGGAGCAGUGGCGGCGGUUCUGGGAUGGCUUCACUGAGCGUGCCUGGCUCCCCGACGCGCGAGUCCAAGACGCCGCCGUUCCGCUCGCCGCGGCGCACGCCCGAGCCCGAGCCGAAGAGCUUUAAACCUGCCUCGGGCCACCCUGGCAACCUCUCGAGCGAGCAGCAAAAAGCGCUAGACACGCUGCGCCAGUCCUUGCUGGACGCGAAGGUGAUUGAGAAGUCUGAGGACGCACCACCGCACCAGGAAGUGCAGCUACUGCGUUUCCUGCGUGCGCGUAGCUUUGAUGUGAAUGCUGCCCGCGAAAUGUACCUUCGGGCGGAGAAGUGGAAGAGCUCGGUGAAUCUGGACCAGCUGUGCACCGAGUGGUCCUUUGAGGAGCGCGACGUGGUGGCGAAGCAUGGCUGGCGCAUGUACUUCCACAAGACCGACCGCCUCGGCCGUCCCAUCUUUAUCCAGGACCUGUCCAACUUGGAUCCCGACAAGGUCUUUUCGCAUACUUCGCCCGACCGCAUCGUGCAAAACUUUGCCGUGACGCUAGAGGAGGCGGUGCGUUAUCGGUACCUCGCAUGCACUAUGAGUCAGGGGCACCUUGUGGACGACAACUUUAUGGUGCUCAACGUCGCAGGCCUCGGCCUUGGCACCUUUUGGGCGAUGAAAAACCAGCUGCAGAGCCUGCUCAGCAUUCUGGACGACAACUUCCCCGAGCUUUCGGGACGCGUGCAAAUCAUCAACGCGCCUUAUCUUUUUUCUACCGUUUGGUCCUACAUCAAGGGCUGGCUCCCUGCACAAACCGCCGAGAAGAUCGACAUCUGCGGCACCGACUAUCUCCCUACCAUCUCCAAUUAUGUCGACAUGCACGCCUGGCCGAAGCACCUGGGUGGCCACUGCGUCUGCGACGUGGCCCCAGAGAGCACGCGCAAGGCAUGCGAAGUGAGCGACGCUGGCCCAUGGGAGCCCGCGCUGUGCUCUGUGCGCGCCAAGAACAAGGAGACGUAG
Messenger RNA from Malassezia japonica, 1101 nucleotides. RefSeq lists its product as uncharacterized. The transcript is spliced from 2 exons. NCBI's taxonomy places the organism in Eukaryota, Fungi, Basidiomycota, Malasseziomycetes, Malasseziales, Malasseziaceae. The record is from RefSeq and is a predicted model, not a curated record. Bases 1 to 1101 code for a protein of 366 amino acids.